This is a messenger RNA of Trichoderma aggressivum f. europaeum, 3102 nucleotides long. RefSeq lists its product as uncharacterized. The transcript has 2 exons. The coding region runs from base 1 to 3102 and encodes 1033 amino acids. NCBI's taxonomy places the organism in Eukaryota, Fungi, Ascomycota, Sordariomycetes, Hypocreales, Hypocreaceae. Gene Ontology annotation, cellular component: condensed chromosome; condensin complex. The record is from RefSeq and is a predicted model, not a curated record. Gene Ontology annotation, biological process: mitotic chromosome condensation.
AUGCCGACAAGAUCGGGCGCGCGCCUGGGGAGACCGGCCAAGGCCAAAAAGACCGAGACCCUUGUAGAACAUACCGAAACGCCAAACAGUGCGCUUCGGAAUCAAGUUUGCGCCAUCUUUCGCGAUGCGCAAAGGACCACGGCCACGCAUCGGAAGCUGGCAGUCAACCUUCGAAAGAUCCAGGAAUCAUGCUGCUACGAGCCCGUCAGUGCGAAGAACCCAUCCGAGGACCAAUUCGACGAGAAGGCGUUCAACCACGAAUUCGUUCGAUGCUUGCUGCGCAUCAUGCCGGUGAAGAAGGCGGAAAGUGUUGGAGAGAAGUUGAUCCGAUUCAUUGGACUGUUUCUGCGACAUGCUUCGGACAAGGAUAACGAGCUUUUGGAUGAGGCCGAUGUCGACACGAGCUUGAUGCCCGAGACCCCAAGCACGCGGCUUUCUUCACAGGUGCUCAAAACUGCGCUCUCCCUGAUGCAGGCCAAGGACAAGUACGUGCGGUUUAGGUCAACACAGCUUAUCUCUCACAUCAUCAACUCUCUCGAGGCCAUCGACGACGACCUGUUUCAAGACCUCCGCAACAACCUGUUGAAACGGAUUCGAGACAAGGAGGCCAUGGUCCGCGUGCAGGCGGUGCUGGGCCUUGGUCGACUUGCGGGAAACCAACCCGAAGACGGCGGCAAAUCAGACGACAGCGACAACCCGUCGACCGGCCUCUUGGAUAAACUCCUAGACGUCUUACAAAACGAUUCAAGCGCCGACGUUCGACGAUCACUGCUAGUGAAUCUCCCAAUCCUACCCGCUACGCUACCAUACCUGCUCGAGCGUGCAAGGGAUCAGGACGCCGCCACGCGAAGAGCAGUCUACUCUCGUCUUCUGCCAGCUCUGGGAGACUUCCGUCAUUUGUCGCUAUCUAUGAGAGAAAAGCUCCUCCGAUGGGGCCUUCGUGACCGAGACGACAACGUACGAAAGGCGGCAGGGAGACUUUUCCGGGAGCGCUGGAUUGCAGACUGUGCUGGCGUACCGCCAACAGAGGAAGCUCCACCAAACUUUGAAGGUUUGUUGGAGCUUCUGGAGCGAAUCGACGUCAUCAAUUCUGGAGUCGAGAAUGGAGUGGCCCUUGAGGCAAUGAAUGGCUUUUGGGAGGGCCGUCCAGAUUAUCGCGAGGCCGUGGUCUUGGACGACCGGUUCUGGGAGACUCUGUCCGCCGAGUCUGUGUUUAUGGCCAGAAGCUUCAAUGACUUCUGCCGUAGCGAAGGCAAUGGUCGAUACGAGUCCCUGGUAGAGGAGAAGCUUCCAGAAGUCACCAAGCUGGCCUUCUUCCUAGAGCGCUAUCUGAAGGUCCUGGUGGAUGCCAUUAAGAGAGUGGCAAACCUUGACGAGGAAGACGAUGAAGAGGAUACCGUUGAGCAGGAAUUCAUCAUCGAGCAGAUGCUCCACAUUGCGCUGACUCUUGAUUACUCUGACGAGGUCGGCCGAAGGAAAAUGUUUACUCUGCUUCGCCAGUCCCUAGCCAUCCCAGAACUCCCAGAUGAGGUAACAAAGCUUACCAUGGAAGCUCUUCGGUACAUUUGCGCCCCGGAUGCUGCCGGAGAGCGAGAGUUCUGCAGUAUUGUCCUUGAAGCCGUUGCUGAUGUGCACGACACAAUUGCGGAUGAAGACGUCCCUGGAGAAGACGACGACAGCUUCGUCUCUGCCAAAUCCGACCUUAGGAGCCGCGAAAACACUCCCGCCCCUGAUUCCAAAAAGGAUACUGAGCUGACUGAGGAGGAGGCUCAAGAGAAGGCAGUGAGAGAGAUUAUCGUCAACUUGAAAUGUCUGCACAUUGUCCAAUGCAUGCUUACACACGUCACCGGAAACCUCAAAGACAACACGGACUUGGUGUCCAUGUUGAAUAAUCUGGUGGUACCAGCUGUACGGAGCCAUGAGGCACCCGUUCGUGAAAGAGGACUUCUCUGCCUGGGACUAUGCGCCCUGCUAGACCGCUCGUUGGCCGAAGAAAACCUGGGACUCUUUAUCCACUUCUUCACCAAGGGACACACAGCCUUGCAGAUCACUGCCCUACACAUCUUGACGGACAUCUUGAACGUCCAUGGAUCUCAGCUGCUUGACUCGACUCCAGCUGUUAUCAAGGUGUACGUCAAGGCAGUCAAGGGCAGUGGCAGGUCAUCCGAGGUGCAAGCCGCAGCUACUAUAGCAGCAUCCAAACUGCUCCUAGGCCGCGUUAUUUCUGAUGAAGAGGUUUGCGAAGAGCUGCUAAAGUCCCUAGUGAUUGCCUACUUUGAUCCCGCGUCCUCUACCAACCAGACAGUUAGACAAGCCCUCAACUACUUCUUGCCAGUAUUCUGCUUCUCUCGUUUGGAGAAUCAGAAUCUCAUGAGAAAGGUUUCCCUGGUAGCUCUCCAUUCUCUGCUCAACUUGCGUGAGGGCCUGGAGGACGACGAUGUCGACGUUGAAGAGGACAUGGUUAGCAUGACGACCAUUGGUGCUUGUUUGGCGGACUGGACGGACCCGCGGAAAUGCUACAGCCCAGAAAUUCUUCUUGACGGGGAGAAGAAGGGUGUCAAUGGCGAUGUGCAUCUUGACUUUGCCUGCGAUAUUCUAGAAAGGCUUCGUGCAAGCAUUAGCAAAGCCGAAAAGAAGCUGGUUGCCGGCCUUCUCGGAAAACUCUACGUAUCACCCAACUCCACUGAAGAGAAGCUCCGAGAGACCUACGAGACCAUUUCUGAAGCCGUUGAGGAGGGCCUUGUCACAGACACCACCGGCCGCAACGCGCUGUACAAGAUUCAUGUCAGCCUGGGCAAGAUUGUCAACAAUCUAGAUGAACAGCGCCCAGCGCAUAGUCGGACCAGCCGCAGCGUAUCAGUCGCCGUGGACCGUCAAUCGCCAGGCGAAAAGUCUGUCGCAUCGAAUGCAGAGGACGACAAUGACAACGACAAUGACAACGGCAACGACAAUGAAAACGACAAUGAAAACGACAAGAUCAAAGUCGAGGAUGAUAGCGAUGCGAAUAGCGACGAUGGGACCGUCGUGCCGGAGAACCCGAGCAGGGAUGAGCUUGUGGAGGAUUUGUUGUCUGAUGAAGAUACCAAGAUGGAGGAUGUGUGA